AUGUCCUACCCGCGGUACCGCAGCCAGUCUGUUCCUGCUGUUGAGAUCGACGAGCCGACGAAGGGCAAGCUCCGGAAGCACGUCCAGAGCAAGUUCCAACCCGAAUAUCUCGAUCUGGGCAAGCAGCGCGAUGCCGCACUCAACACCGCCGAAGACGAGGAUGCGCGCCAGAAAGCGCAACGCCACUAUACGGAGGGUGUCGAAACGCUACGUUUGCUAGCCGAUGAGGAGUACCAGAACCUACUCCGUCAUGAGAUGGCCAAGCGAGCUGGGGCGGAGCGGAGGGGACAGCCCGAGUCGGUGUUGCAAGAACAGCAGCGUAUCCUUGACAGUAUACAACGGGGCGACGCCGACCAUGUCACAUACCGACCAGGCUCGACGCAGCCGCACUCAGGACGCGAUCAUGGCGCGCGGCGCCCAUCCAUCACCACGGCGAACGGAGCGACGCCCGAGUUCUGGCGCCCACCUUCUGUGAAGCCAGAGCCAUCUGGGCUCUCGCGUACGCUAGCACAUGCCACUGCUCGCCCACCCACCGCACCUCCGCAGAUGCGGAGAGGUAGCGCGUCCGGCGGACUCUCAGGGCAGACCGGCGUCUCCGUGGCUUCGGAACACGCGCGUAUGCGCACGCCUAAUCCCGAGCACUGGAAUGGAUACUCGCGACAGCGAGCACCCUCAGAUGCACAUCGCGCUCAGUCCCCCGCGACACCGACCGUGAGCCGCGCUCAAGCGAUACCCUCUUCAUCCCACCAUCGCUGGAAUGACCAUCCGCGUUCAUCCUCGACGCGACCCAUCAACACUAGCGCGCGCGCGGAACAUGUUGCCUUCCCUGUAGGCACAAGUCCCGGUGCACGCAACGGCUAUCCAUCGCCGAGUAGCCCCGGUGAUGUGCGCCAGGGAAUAGCAAUACCAUCGCGGGGACGCUAUAGCGGAGAAGACGGUGGGCGUAGCGCGUCUUACGGCAACGGCAGCCACUUGCGGAAUCAGUCGUCCUCAUACCGCUCAUAUCGUCAUGAUGUUGUACGCGAGAGUCCGGAGAGCGACGACGAACUGUUGGAGGAGGACGAUGACGAGGAGCAAUCGAGCGGCGACUUUGCGCACUCACUCGAGAUUGAUGAGGGCGCAAGCCCGGAGGACCGAAGACGCGCGUCUGAAGAACAGGAUCGCAAACUCGCGGAGAGAUUGCAGAAGGAGGAGAUGCGGGCGGCUCAGGAAGAACGCAAACGGCGCCACGGCCAGGAUCAACAACAGGAAGACUUUCGGAAACGAGAAGAGCAAUACUAUCGACGUGCAGUCGAGAGAAAUCGUCAGGGUAGCAUCGACGCUGGCCGCAACGGCAUCUCUCCCUCGUCUUGGUCGAACCCGGCUGCCAACGGCCAUACUCACCAUAAACCGAUCGUAGAGGAUGUGCCCGCUCCAUCUACUACACCCGGCCCGUCACGAUCGCGACCGCAGGAGAACGCCGUUGCAGGUCCCUCUGGCAGCAGUAGAUCGUCCCGGCUCACGUCCGAGUCCAUGGCACGAAGCAUUGGGGCGGCGCGUACGAACGUUGAUGAGUGUUUGGACCAGAUGUUGUCAGAGAUGAUGGAGCUUCGCGAGGAGAAGCUGAAGCUCGCUGGUGACGACGAGGACGAGCGGGAUCGCGUUCUAGAUCAGCAUGCGGCUGGUCUACGCUCCAUAUACCUCAUCCUCGAGCAGGCUCAGAACCAACUGCAGAGUGAGCUGAAGGCGAAGAGGAAUAUCCUGAGAGAUCUAUGUGCCGAGGAAUUGUUGUACGAUGUGAGAGAGGAUCGUGUAUUCCCCUUCUGUCACCACCCAGAAGACACUAAUACUUGCUAUAUAUGA
This is a messenger RNA of Peniophora sp. CBMAI 1063, 1842 nucleotides long. The record is from the annotation of a GenBank genome assembly. Lineage: Eukaryota; Fungi; Basidiomycota; Agaricomycetes; Russulales; Peniophoraceae.